AUGUGGAAAACUUCGAGCCUAAUAGCCACUGUGACCUUGUGUCCAUUGGUGUCAUCUACUUUGGCUGAUUUCGCCCUUCAUAAGGCCCUCAGCGAUGCAACUCCAAUCUUUGGAUCCUAUGUUAAGGAAACUGGCAAAAAGGCCGAAUGGAUGAAAACAUAUCCGGAUGAAACUUUGCUUGUUCACAUGAAUAUCCCCGGUACUCACGAUGCCGCAACUUGGAAUUAUACCCAUGCAACACAAGAUGCUCUGCGAGGUAUCACAGACUUGAACCAGGUCACUGUUCCAGUGCCGGAGUCAUUCCGCUGUCAAAAAUUGCCUUUGAUUGAUAUGCUCAAUAAGGGUAUCCGCGCUUUUGAUCUGCGCUAUGCCCUGGAUCCGACCAACUCCAGUCUCAUCUUCUAUCAUUCCAAAGCCCUGCUCUCAGAGACAGCGACAGUGGAUGAUGUGCUGUUUGGAUUCUAUCAGUGGUUGGAUGACCAUCCAUCAGAGACAAUCUUCCUCUCAUUCCAGCAUGAGAGCUCGACAGCCCGCUAUGCCUUCGAUGAUGCGGCGUCGCAGCUGAAGAUGUUCCAGGCUCUCACUUCUUCAGCCGCGCGUCAUUAUUUCGUUCAAACUAAAGACCAACUGGGCACAUUGGGUGAUGCACGUGGAAAAAUCACCUUGAUGCGCCGGUUCGAUCUGGACAACCUACCCGAUUCCUACACAGCUGCGCUUCCUGGUCUGCACUUCUCACCUAGCCUGUGGACCGACAACGGACCGGAUAUUAACCUGGAGUAUAACACUGAUAAGAAUUUGACAGCAUACAUUGAGGACUACUAUCAGCCACUUACGCCUACGGGAUCAGAUGCGAUUGAAAAUAUCAAGUGGAAGUACAAUGCCACUGUGGCACACAUUGGCAAGGCCACCAGACAACAUUCAGACAGUCUCUUUUGGACCUGGGCAUCCGGUACGAAUCUUGAGAACAGCCCGCCCGACUGGCCUCGCAUUAUUGCUCUUGGAAAUGGGACUCAAUAUACUCCAGAUGGUGGGGUGAACCAGCACCUACUACUGUAUCUGAAAGAGCAAAAAGGCAAACGGGUGGGGAUUGUGAUGUUUGAUUUCUUUGAUCAACCUUCCGACUUGAUUGAUACAUUCUUGGAUAUUUGA
Messenger RNA from Penicillium antarcticum, 1149 nucleotides. Its product is annotated as phosphatidylinositol-specific phospholipase C. Gene Ontology annotation, molecular function: phosphoric diester hydrolase activity. The transcript has a single exon. Bases 1 to 1149 code for a protein of 382 amino acids. The record is from RefSeq and is a predicted model, not a curated record. NCBI's taxonomy places the organism in Eukaryota, Fungi, Ascomycota, Eurotiomycetes, Eurotiales, Aspergillaceae. Gene Ontology annotation, biological process: lipid metabolic process.